AUGUUCUUACUUUAUCCAGUAAAUGCAGAAGCGCUUGGCUGCCCCUCCGAGGUCGACUUCGCCAGUUUCUGGGCUCUGGUGGAGGAGGAGGAGAACGCGCGCCGCAAGAGCGAGGGAGGCCCGAGAAGUGGACCAGGGAGGAAGGAAUUGACGUUCGAGCUGGUGUCCCGGUAUUUCUCCAUGCCGAUCAAGCAGGCGGCGCGGGAGCUCAACGUGGGGCUCACGGUCUUGAAGAAGAGGUGCAGGGAGCUCGGCAUCCCGCGGUGGCCGCACCGCAAGGUGAAGAGCCUGCAGACGCUCAUCGACAACGUUCAGGAGCUUGGGAAGCCGACUGCCCAAGAGGACGGGCACCUGACAAGGAGCUUGGUGGAAAGGCUGCAGCGGACGAAGAAGCUGAUCGAGGAGAGGCCCGAGGUGCUGCUAGAUGAGGAGACGAAGGAGCUCAGGCAGGCGUGCUUCAAGGAGGCCUUCAAGAGGAGGAGGCUGCUCUUGACCCAUGGCACUUACUGGUGA
Molecule: messenger RNA, 513 nt
Organism: Panicum virgatum (switchgrass)
Lineage: Eukaryota; Viridiplantae; Streptophyta; Magnoliopsida; Poales; Poaceae
Product: protein RKD1-like
Exons: 2
Coding region: 1-513 (170 amino acids)
Molecular function (GO): DNA-binding transcription factor activity
Source: RefSeq, a predicted model, not a curated record